Molecule: messenger RNA, 3192 nt
Organism: Miniopterus natalensis
Lineage: Eukaryota; Metazoa; Chordata; Mammalia; Chiroptera; Miniopteridae
Gene: TMEM63A
Product: transmembrane protein 63A
Cellular component (GO): plasma membrane
Molecular function (GO): nucleic acid binding; calcium-activated cation channel activity
Source: RefSeq, a predicted model, not a curated record
AACUUUCAAGUGCCCGGGACGCGGCUCCGCGGGGCCCGGUGGAUACAAACAGCUUCCCGCCCCUCGCCGGCUGCGCCCGCGCCGCAGGAAAGGCUGUCAAGGCUGGCGCCCCAUGACCCUGUGGUGAGGGAAGUCCUGCAGGAAAUGAGUGGCCGGCCUGACGCAGCUUGGGAGGUGGCCGGGGCUACUGCUGCAUUUGCCAGAACCAGCUCCAACUGAGGACCCCUCCAAGGGACUCAUCCACAGUCCUUACGUCCCCUGGUGUCUGGGAUCACAGGCGCGAUGACGGCGGCCUCUCCGUUCCUGGAGCUGUGGCCGUCCAAGGCCGUGUCCAUCCGGGAUCGACUGGGCAUUGGGGACCAGCCCAAUGACUCCUACUGCUACAACUCCGCCCAGAACAGCACCGUGCUCCAGGGCGUCCCCUUUGGUGGCAUCCCCGUUGUCCUGCUCAUAGACGUCAGCUGCUUCCUGUUUUUAAUAUUGGUGUUUUCCAUCAUAAGAAGAAGAUUCUGGGAUUAUGGGCGUAUUGCCCUGGUGUCAGAAGCAGGCAGCGAGUCCAGAUUCCAGAGAUCAUCAUCAUCUUCCUCCCAAGGGCAACAAGACUUUGAAAGUGAACUGGGAUGCUGCCCCUGGCUGACUGCGAUCUUCCGUCUGAACGACGACCAGAUCCUGGAGUGGUGCGGAGAGGACGCCAUCCACUACUUGUCCUUCCAGAGACACAUCAUCUUCCUGCUGGUGGUGGUCAGCUUCCUGUCCCUGUGCGUCAUCCUGCCCGUCAACCUCUCGGGCGACUUGCUGGACAAAGACCCUUACAGUUUUGGGAGGACUACAAUAGCAAACCUACAGACUGGCAACGACCUGCUUUGGCUGCACACGGUCUUCGCGGUCAUAUAUCUCUUCCUCACCCUGGGCUUCAUGCGGCACCACACCCAGUCCAUCAAGUACAAAGAUGAGAGCCUGGUGAGGCGGACCCUGUUCGUCACAGGACUCCCCAGACAUGCCACAAAGGAGACAGUGGAGAGCCACUUCAGGGACGCAUAUCCGACGUGUGAAGUGGUGGAGGUCCAGCUGUGCUACAACGUGGAAAAGCUGAUGUACCUGUGCAAGGAGAGAAAAAAGACCGAGAAGAGCCUGACCUACUACACAAACCUGCAGGCGAAGACAGGCCAGCGGAGCCUCAUCAACCCCAAGCUCUGCGGCCAGUUCUGCUGCUGCGAAGUGCAGGGCUGCGAGCGGGAGGAUGCCAUCUCUUACUACACGGACAUGAAGGACAGGCUGAUGGAGAAGAUCACAGAGGAGGAGUGCAGGGUCCCGUUCCAGCCCCUGGGGAUGGCCUUUGUCACCUUCCAGGAGAAGUCCAUGGCCACCUACAUCCUGAAAGACUUCAACGCCUGCAAGUGCCAGGGCCUUAGGUGCAAAGGCGAGCCCCAGCCGUCCUCCUACAGCAGAGAGCUCUGCAUCUCCAAGUGGACAGUCACCUUCGCCGCUUACCCUGAGGACAUCUGCUGGAAGAACCUCUCUAUCCAGGGCCCGCGCUGGUGGCUCCAGUGGCUGGGCAUCAACUUUAUUCUGUCCGUGGGGCUGUUUUUUCUGACCACACCCUCCAUCAUCCUCUCCACCAUGGACAAGUUCAAUGUCACCAAACCCAUCCAUGCUCUGAAUGAUCCGAUCAUCAGCCAGUUCUUCCCAACCCUCCUCCUGUGGUCCUUCUCAGCCCUGCUGCCGUCCAUCGUCUACUACUCUACACUGCUGGAGUCUCACUGGACCAAGUCAGGGGAAAACCGGAUCAUGAUGACCAAGGUCUACAUAUUCUUGAUCUUCAUGGUGUUGAUUCUGCCCUCCCUCGGCCUCACCAGUCUGGAUUACUUCUUCCGGUGGCUCUUUGACAAAACUACUAUCAGGUUGGAGUGCGUUUUCCUGCCGGACCAGGGCGCCUUCUUUGUGAACUACGUUAUCGCCUCGGCCUUCAUCGGCAACGGCAUGGAGCUGCUGCGGCUGCCGGGGCUCAUCCUCUACACCUUCCGCAUGAUCAUGGCCAAGACCGCCGCCGACCGCAGGAACGUCAAGCAGAACCAGGCCUUCGAGUUCGAGUUCGGAGCCAUGUAUGCGUGGAUGCUGUGCGUCUUCACUGUCAUCAUGGCCUAUAGCAUCACCUGCCCCAUCAUUGUGCCGUUUGGCCUCGUUUACAUCCUGCUCAAGCACAUGGUGGACCGGCACAACCUCUAUUUCGCCUACCUCCCGGCCAAGCUGGAGAAGCAGAUCCACUUUGCGGCUGUGAACCAGGCCUUGGCCGCUCCCAUCCUGUGCCUCUUCUGGCUGUAUUUCUUCUCCUUCCUGCGCCUGGGUAUGACGGCCCCUGCCACCCUGUUUAACUUCGUGGUCGUGCUGAUCACCAUCCUGGUCUGCCUGGGCUACACCUGCUUUGGAUGCUUUAAGCACCUCAGUCCUCUGAACUACAGGACAGAAGAGCCAUCAAGUGACAAAGGAAGUGAGGCCCAGCCCCACGUGCCCCCACCCUACACGCCCUAUGUGCCCCGGAUUCUGAACGGCAUGGCCUCUGAGAGAACAGCCCUGUCCCCAGAGCUGCAGCAGACCUACGGGGCCAUCCACAACAUCAGUGGGACCGUCCCGGGGCAGUACCUGGCCCAGAGCCCUGCGGACAGCGUGGCAGCUGCCUACCAGGAGUCCUGAGAGCGGGCCAGCUGCUGGACUGGGUCAGGCUCGGGGAGCUGGGAGGUGAGGAGACGCAGGUGGAGAAGUAGCUUGACAUUGACCCCAACCGAGUCCAGGACCUCUGUCCACCUUUUAAAGCCCCACUGCUCUGAAAAGAUGGAACCAGCCAGGAAGGGGCGCUGGCCCUCGGCUGAGAGGUUUGGGGCAGGACUAUCACUGGGUAGUGUUUUCUGGUCACAGCAGUGGUGAGACCAGGUGCCGCUCCCUACCCUUGCUUGCCUGGGGCUCUGCUCGCUUCCCAUCCCCCUCUGCAGUGUCCAGCUGUAGCUGGAUGAUGUCCCCAUGAUUUUUAGCAAGAUCAUGUGUUGGAAUUGAGUCCCUCCAGGGCCAUUGGUUGUGGUGACUCAGGUAACAGGGAGAAUUUAACAAGUGGGAGACCUCCUCCCUCCGAGCACGCACACACCACCCACCCCCUUCUAAGCACACGUACAACCAGCUGAUAACCAAAGAGCCUGCGGC